CUCCCCGCCCGCUCUCACGUACGCGCGGCCGGGCGGGCAGGCAGGCACGGAGCCGCUGCCGGCCGUCCCGCACCCGCGCACUUGCCGAAGAUGAGCCGCGCCGUGCUGCGGGUCUCCCUCCUGCUCCUGGCCGCCCUGGGCCGCGCCGGCGCCGGUGGCGAGCAGGACCAGGACCAGGAGCACGGCGACGAGGACUCCCCGCACCCCGGGCAGAAAGGUCCUGGCCACAGUCACUGGAGCUAUGAAGACAAAGAUCACUGGGGCAUGGACUACGCGAACUGUGAUGGUACUGCACAGUCACCCAUCAACAUUGACACGUCCAAGACCAUCUUCAGCCCCCAGCUGCGGCCAAUCCAGCUCUCCGGCUACAGCCUGCCCGCCAACGAGAAUCUCAGGCUGAGGAACAAUGGGCACACAGUUCUCCUGGAGCUGCCUGAGUCCCUGGCCAUCACCGGGGGCUAUGCCCAGCAGUAUCGAGCCGUGCAGCUGCACCUGCACUGGGGGUCCCUAUCAGGACCUGGCUCGGAGCACACGGUCAAUGGGCACCGCUUUGCUGCAGAGAUCCAUGUUGUCCACUACAACACCAAGUAUGCCAGCAUUCAGGAGGCAAUGAAACAGCCAGAUGGCCUGGCUGUACUGGGAGCCUUCCUGGAGGUUGGGCCAAGGGAGAACCCAUACUAUCAGGAAAUACUUGAGCAUCUGUACAAAAUCCAAAGAGAAGGCAAGGAAGUCUUGGUGCCUGGAUUUAACAUUGCAGGUCUGCUGCCUGCCAACCUGAAACUCUACUUCCACUACAAUGGCUCUCUGACCACCCCUCCCUGUUACCAGUCGGUGAAGUGGACGGUCUUCAACCAGACCAUGAUGAUCUCUCAUGCCCAGAUGUCAAUGCUGGUGACAAGCCUGAGACAUGAUGACAGCGAACCUCUGCAGAACAAUUACCGGCUGGCCCAGGACCUGUAUGGGCGACGAGUGCUGGCGAGUUUCCAGACCACCCUCCCUUCAACAAAGCACCUGCCUUCUGGUAGUGACGACUCUGCAGCAGCAGGACGCUCUUCAUUUCACCCCGGGGAUGUGCUGGCUGUACUCUUCGGGGUGCUCUUUGCUGCCACGGCUCUGGCCUUCCUGCUGUACAUCUACAAGCACCGCAGCCAGAACGCACGGCUCGACUCACCAACCAAAUCCAAGGUCAUCUACACAGCAGCUGCCACUGAGAACACUGCCUAAGCCCCAUGCCUCUGUGGUGGUCCCAGCCUCAACGACUGAGCCUGUCACCCCCUCUCCCCUCACUCCCACCCUGAGCCGAGGGACAGCCAGCAGCUCCAGCAUCCCUUGACUGCAUGGGCUGCCCACAUGGACUGUUUUCCUGGGGCAGCAUCUGGCCUCAGCAGGUAUUUUUGUUAUAAAAAAAGGUUAAAAAUGUAUUUAAAAAAUAAAGUUUUUUUAAAAAAGUAAAA
Molecule: messenger RNA, 1454 nt
Organism: Columba livia (rock pigeon)
Lineage: Eukaryota; Metazoa; Chordata; Aves; Columbiformes; Columbidae
Product: carbonic anhydrase 9
Exons: 12
Coding region: 91-1224 (377 amino acids)
Biological process (GO): one-carbon metabolic process
Cellular component (GO): plasma membrane
Molecular function (GO): zinc ion binding; carbonate dehydratase activity
Source: RefSeq, a predicted model, not a curated record